This is a messenger RNA of Geosmithia morbida, 390 nucleotides long. RefSeq lists its product as uncharacterized. Lineage: Eukaryota; Fungi; Ascomycota; Sordariomycetes; Hypocreales; Bionectriaceae. The transcript has a single exon. The coding region runs from base 1 to 390 and encodes 129 amino acids. The record is from RefSeq and is a predicted model, not a curated record.
AUGAUCGAACCCCACGUCUCCAUCGUCUGCGCCUGCCUGCCCACCCUGCGCCUCUUCAUCAUCAAGCUAUUCCCGAUCCUGCGCAGCGACAACGGGUACUCGGCCAGCCAGAACGGCGACACAGGCUACGCCGCCAGCAGCCAGAAGCGCGGCGGCAACACCAGCCCCUGGGUCGGGGUCGGCAGCGUGCCCGGGAAGUCCGAUGGCGCCAUCCACAUGAAUGCCAUCCAUCGCAUACAUUCGUCCGACGGGAGCGAGGAGGAUACCCUCACCGGCGUGGCGACGGGCGACUCCUCUGACAGCGGUAGCAGUAGACGGGGCAGCGAUGGGAGGGGUAGGAGCAUCCCGAAGACCAUCGAGCAUAGCGUCGAGUACUCGAACGACGAUUAA